AUGGCAAGCGACGAAAACAAGAAAGCGGUCGAGCUCGACCCCACACUCGAUUUCUUCGCAGGCACAGUCGCAGGGAUGGCGGCUCUUUCGGUGGGCUAUCCCUUCGACACAGUGAAGGUUCGCUUCCAGAACCCGUCGGUCUCGGGGAAGUAUAACCAGUCAACAUUCCACGCGCUGGCCACGAUCGUGCGCGAGGAGCGCUUCCUCGGGCUCUUCAAAGGCAUUACUGCACCACUCGCUUCCGCGGCACUCCUCAACGGCCUUGUGUUCGCGUCGUACCGGUUUUUUAUCAAGCUUCAGUUGCAUCACGAUGGCGAGAUACCGACCCUCACACAGAUCGGGCUCGCGGGUGCGGGGUGUGGCGUUGUAGGAUCGCUCCUCACAACCCCGGUCGAGUUUCUCAAGAUUCAGCAACAGCAAUCACUCAUACCAGUGCCAUUUCGCCGUCUAGCAACGCCAGCGGUCACCGCAUCCACGACGCCAAAGGCACCGAGUGCUCUCGCAAUCGCGUUGCAGACAUUGAGGGAGCGCGGCAUUCGCGGGCUUUAUCGCGGCAUCACGGCAACCGCGCUGCGCGAUACCGGGUUUGGCGCGUACUUCAUUGGUUACGAAGCAGCCCUCCGGGUCUUCUCACCGCCUAUUGGGUCAAGCGCGGGUGAGGCACUGGAGACGGACCCCGUCCUGACUGAGGUUUCAAAAACGCUCGCACUCUCGCCAGUCCCCUUCCUCCUCGCAGGCGGUGUGGCCGGAGUCGCAGGGUGGGCAUUCACGUUCCCAUUCGAUGUCAUCAAGACGCGCAUACAGAGCUCGGGGGACGGUGCCCUUCCGCCCGCACCCAAACCUGUACUUCCCACAUCGUCUCCAUAUCCACCCCGUAACCACCACAACUCCUCUGUCCCCGUCUCAGCCUCUCAGCCACCGCUAUUUCCGGCGGACGACAGGCCGUACCGAAACACCCUCUCGACGAUCGCACACUCGUACCGCACUGAGGGCUCGCGCGUGUUCGUGCGCGGGCUCGCGCCGACGCUCAUCCGCGCGGUGCCCGUCAAUAUGGUCACGUUUGCGACGUUCGAGAGCAUCGUGCACGCGUUCUCGUGA
This is a messenger RNA of Heterobasidion irregulare TC 32-1, 1098 nucleotides long. Its product is annotated as mitochondrial carrier protein. Gene Ontology annotation, molecular function: transmembrane transporter activity. Bases 1 to 1098 code for a protein of 365 amino acids. Gene Ontology annotation, biological process: transport. The transcript is spliced from 7 exons. The record is from RefSeq and is a predicted model, not a curated record. Lineage: Eukaryota; Fungi; Basidiomycota; Agaricomycetes; Russulales; Bondarzewiaceae.